UCUUGUCCAAGUAUCACAGGUCUGUUCAGUAUGUUUGUAACAGAGAUGGUAACGUACAUCAACAUAAGUCCACAGGGUCAACAUACCGUAUGAAAAAUAGGAAGGGUUCAUGUAAAAUCAACAGAAUUUGCCCUGCUCGUAUGUUAGUUAAUGAAAGACAUGACGGCACUGUCAAAGUGAAAUACAUACACACACAUACACACUCCAUUUCCCUAAAAGACACCAGACACCUUCGUAUUCCCAACUCUAUUCGAUCACAAAUUGCUCUGAAACUGUCUCUUGGAGUACCUUCUGAACGAAUUUUACAGGAGUUUUAUGAAGAUGCAUCUGAUUUAGAACAUCGAGAUGUUGCAAUGAAAAAACGACAGCACUUUGUUACUGCAAAGCAUAUUAAUUCAGUAAAGCGUAGACUUUUUGAUCUAAAGACAAACAAAGCAUCAGAUGAUGCAACAUCUGUUUUCUUAAAAAUUAAAAGUUUACAAUCCAAUCCAUCAACAAAUCCAAUUUUAUUUUUUAAAAUGCAACAUUCAAAAGAGUUCUCAGAAAAAGGUUUGAAUCCUAAGGACUUUCUAUUGGUUUUUAUGACAAACAAACAGAAAGAAAUGUUUCAAAAAUUUGGUGAAAGAAUUCUUUGUAUGGAUUCAACUCAUGGAACUAACAGUUACCUAUUCAAACUGAUAACUUUACUUGUUGUUGACGAGUACAAAAGGGGAUAUCCAGUUGCCUUUUGUGUAACAAAUAGAGAGGAUGAAACUACAAUAAAAAUUUUCAUUGAAUCAGUUCAUAGAAGGUGCCCAGAGACAGUUAUUUCUUAUCUUAUGUCUGAUGACGAUAUUGCUGGAUUUAAUGCAGUUCGUUCAGUUUAUGGAAAUAAUGUUAAACAUUACCUGUGCAUUUGGCACGUCAUGAAUAGCUGGUUCCGAAAUGUUAAAAAAUAUUGUACAAUGAUGAACAGGAAUGAUAUUGAGAAAGACCUUAAAAAUUUAUUACAUUCAAAAACAAACACAAUCACGAAGUAUCUAGUCCAAAUUUUAUAG
Messenger RNA from Mercenaria mercenaria, 1037 nucleotides. RefSeq lists its product as uncharacterized. The record is from RefSeq and is a predicted model, not a curated record. Lineage: Eukaryota; Metazoa; Mollusca; Bivalvia; Venerida; Veneridae. The transcript is spliced from 2 exons. Bases 90 to 1037 code for a protein of 315 amino acids.